AUUAGCUCGCUGGGUGUCUGAGCGGAUUGUGGAAGAGGAAGGGGAGAGCGCUUGUUGCUGUGGCCGAAGGUGCGCCUUUUCCGGGCAGAAGCGGGAGAGGCCGGUCCGGCUGAAGCUGUCCGCUAUGAGGAGAGUAACGCUGUUCGUUAACGGCACGUGCACGAACGGAAAGGUGGUGGCCGUGUACGGAUCCCUGGAGGACCUGCUGUGUGUGGCCGGCUCCAAGCUGGGCAUUCGAGCCUCCAACGUGUACAACGGGAACGGCGGCCUCAUCGACGACAUCGCGCUGAUCAGAGACGAUGACGUGCUCUACGUUUCUGAGGGAGACUCAUUUGAAGAUCCGCAGGAUGACCCGAGAGGCCCUGAUAAGGAUCAGACUCACACUGAUUGGCUGACUCUCAACGUCGGUGGGCGCUGCUUUACGACGACGAGGAGCACGUUAGUCAGUAAGGAGCCGGAGAGUAUGCUGGCCCACAUGUUCAGAGAGAAAGACGUGUGGGCAAACAAGCGUGACCGUCAGGGCGCGUACCUGAUCGACCGCAGCCCGGACUACUUUGAGCCCAUCCUGAACUACCUGCGGCAUGGACAGCUCAUCAUCAAUGAGGGGAUCAACCCCCUCGGUGUGCUGGAAGAAGCUCGCUUCUUUGGGAUCGAGCAGCUCGCCGAACAGCUGGAGGCCCUCAUAAAGUCCUCUCAGCCUCCUGACGAUCACUCACCUUUGACCCGGAAAGAGUUCAUCAGGUUCCUGUUGGCCACGACCACAAAGUCCGAGCUGCGCUGUCAGGGUCUGAACUUCACUGGUGCCGACCUGUCUCGUCUGGACCUGCGUUACAUCAACUUUAAGAUGGCCAACCUGAGAGGAACCAACCUGACCCACGCUAACCUGAGCGGGGCCAACCUGGAGCGAGCCGACCUGUCCGCGGCCUGCCUUGACUGCGCCAACCUGCAGGGCGUGAAGAUGUUGUGCACCAACGCUGAAGGAGCAUCGUUGCGAGGCUGCAACUUUGAGGAUCCUGCAGGAGUCAAGGCCAACCUGGAGGGGGCCAACCUGAAGGGCGUGGACAUGGAGGGAAGUCAGAUGACGGGCAUCAACCUGAGAGUUGCCACGCUGAAGAAUGCCAAAUUGAAGAACUGUAACCUGCGGGGGGCAACUCUGGCUGGGACUGACCUCGAGAACUGUGACUUGUCCGGCUGCGACCUUCAGGAGGCGAACCUGCGGGGCUCCAACGUGAAGGGUGCCAUCUUUGAGGAGAUGCUUACGCCUCUACACAUGUCUCAGAGCGUGCGGUGAACCCGUUUUCCAUAACCAUGUACACUCAGUGCCACACCGACCAAUGAAUGCCAAACUUUUUUUUUUUUCUCUCUACUCUCGACCCAAAAAAGUGGGUGAGCCACAAAAUUAAAACCUGCUGUUCCUACCCUGAACCUUCUUCGCAGGUGGGGGCUCCUGUGUUCUGCUUUAACCUCUUUAAACCCAGUUUGGGCUCUUUGUUAUUCUCUUAGAUGCUGCUGAGCAGUUUGUGUUGUUGUGGGAGACAGCUGCCACCGGGCGUGCCAUGCUUGGCUUACUGUGAUUCUUUGUCGAGUGGUCCGUGUCAGAAGCGUCCACCUGAACACCAGGACCCGUUGGAUCACAGUGAGAUGUUCGGUGUCUUGCAGAGGCUUUAAUGUUGUGGCUGCUCAUAACGUUAGCUUUAUUUCAGCGUUUUCAGACACAUCUGAAGUUCUGAUGCCUGCAGUAUUUCUGAUUUUAUUUGUUUGUUUUUUUGUAAAUGUAACGCAGGUUUGUGGUUGAGGCUUGUAUAAUUGUAUAUUUUAAAGGGGACCUAUUCUUUGCAUCCCUGACAGUUCAUAAAAAAACCAUCACAAACUAGGCCUCAGUGCAGCUCCUGAGCUCUGUGAUGUCCCUCAAGGAUCUACUCUUGGUCCUCCUAUUUUUCAUUAUACCUGCUUCCUGUUAGGACUUAUGUUUAGAAAGCAUAAUAUUUUUUUCUCAUCGUUAUGGAGCUCGUACCCUGUUUUAUUUUGCAUAUGACCAAAAAUGCCCAGCAGUCACUUUAAUGCUCUGUAAAAGGAUAAAAAAAAAAAAAAAAAAAAAAGGCUGAAGUAUUUAGACUGAUGAUUGGGAGUGUCAAAGGGAACCACAGCAAUCCUGUCAGUGAUUGAAUUAGAUUAAAGCAGGUCAACGGAAAAACGAAGGAUCGACCUGUGAACUAAUUUUUCUGCAGCUUUACAGAUGUUAAAGUUUUCUCUGGUUUAAGGCCAGCUUGUGGUGGAAACUCUGAGGCAUGUUGUUUUCCAUUAAAAUCGCAGGCCUUGGUCAUCUGAAUUAUUUUGGGAUGAACUUAUUAUUUUGUAGGGUAUUUCUUUUACUGUGUAGGCUUAGUUCACACCACAAACCUUUAAUCCAUGCUUCUCUUUUGACCUCGCUGCUAAGAAGUGUCUUAAUAUUAGAUAAUCUUUUGUUUUAGUUUUUUUUUUUUUUUUUUUUUUUUUUUUAGCUUCCCCCACUUUAAGCCAACUUUAAUCUGAUUGGCUGUCCCCUCUCUGUGACAUACAGAGCCAUAAGUAGAAAAAACUAAGAUGAACUAAGUGAUUCGAUCAGCACAUUAUCAGAAACUUACAUUUAACAUGAAACUCUGCUCUGGAACAGGAAGUGAUGCACGACAGGAAGUGAGGAAGAGCAGAGCAGGUCCUCUUUAAAAUCAAUGAGCAUUUCUCUGUAUCAUGUACAUGCAAACAAAAUUUCAUUUGAAAGAGUUUCAUGGAAGAAAAAUGAUGAGUGAGAAGUCAAUCCUGCUCACCCCCGUUUGUGUGGAGCUGGGACCAGCUUUACCUCCCUCAUGUUACCUCUGAGCGGCUGAUUUUCCCCUCGUUGUGAGAGGUGCAGCAGGCUGAAAUAAACUGGAAUGAGCCUUUAAUAAGAAGCAGAAACGGGUGUUGUUGUAAUAAAACAGUAAUGUCAGUGUUUCUGAGAUUUUAGUGACUGUCAGGAGUGAGGCAAGGCGUCUCCUCUGCUCUUCAUCCUGUUUAAUAAAUCUGUUGUUUCUUAAGUUUA
Oreochromis aureus is the source of this 3058-nucleotide messenger RNA. RefSeq names its product BTB/POZ domain-containing protein KCTD9-like. The coding region runs from base 125 to 1291 and encodes 388 amino acids. Gene Ontology annotation, biological process: protein homooligomerization. The record is from RefSeq and is a predicted model, not a curated record. Gene Ontology annotation, molecular function: protein binding. The transcript has 12 exons. Lineage: Eukaryota; Metazoa; Chordata; Actinopteri; Cichliformes; Cichlidae.